AUGGAUCCCAUGGAGAGCAUGUCUGUUUCUGGAGGAAAUGUUCCGGCGAACUUCAAUGCUGAGGAUGCCGGAAACAUGGAGGAUAUGGAGAAACAGUUUGCCGUCAAAGUUGUCCAGCACAUGCAAACGUAUUGGUCGAUAUUGGAGAAGGUCAAGGGCUCAACUCUGCGCCUAACGAAGAUGGACGAUGAUAUUUAUAAUCAUCUCAAAGAAGCCUUUCCCGACUUUGACCCCGCUGCUACCGUGGACGAAGACGAGAUGAAAAGUAAAGAUGGCAAGGAACGGUGGAGGAACUUCAUGAUGGCCUAUGAAAAGAAGGUCGAUGACUACAAUUUUGGGACAAUGGUGCGUAAUAACGCCAAGUCAGAAUAUGAGGAGAACACUACUAUAUUUGUGCCUCGAAUGCAGUUUUAUGCCAUUGAAAUCGCCAGAAAUAAAAACGGUUUGAACGAUUGGAUUUACGAGCAGGCGCAAGCUCAGAAAGCCAAGUCGAAAUAG
This is a messenger RNA of Pochonia chlamydosporia 170, 498 nucleotides long. RefSeq lists its product as hypothetical. Gene Ontology annotation, cellular component: cytoplasm. The transcript has 5 exons. The record is from RefSeq and is a predicted model, not a curated record. Lineage: Eukaryota; Fungi; Ascomycota; Sordariomycetes; Hypocreales; Clavicipitaceae. The coding region runs from base 1 to 498 and encodes 165 amino acids.